Molecule: messenger RNA, 8408 nt
Organism: Photinus pyralis (common eastern firefly)
Lineage: Eukaryota; Metazoa; Arthropoda; Insecta; Coleoptera; Lampyridae
Exons: 6
Coding region: 3669-6014 (781 amino acids)
Cellular component (GO): Golgi apparatus
Molecular function (GO): protein binding
Source: RefSeq, a predicted model, not a curated record
GGUGCGUCAAAACGUGUAUUUCCGUAAAACAAGUGGGGGAUCAUUUUUUACCCCAAUGCAAUACCUCCCUUCCUAACGUGCGCGGUGCGGGUGAUAAAAAUUACAGUGCGUAAGACAAAUUCGAGGACAAACAUUAAACUGUUUCUGCAUAAUUUUUCUACUCAAAAGUAUAACAAAUUACCAACCAUAUCGUUAUUGAUUACAAUGUUGAAUGUAGAGUAGGGUAAAACAAUUUAAUUAUUUCGAACGAAUAAAAAUUCCUCUUACGUGAUAGUUUUGUACGUCUGCCUGUCCGUCUGUUCCUCGUAUUACAUGAGAACGAAAAGACACAGCGAUGUCAAACCUUCGCCAAUCGAUUUCUACGAGUUCAAGGAUCAGUGCUAUGGAAUAUGAGUCGGAUUAAAAGUCUGAUUUCCCAAUACGAGCUGAAUAACAAAAAAUUCCCCUACUGAAUCGUAGGUACUUAUGCGAUUCUUCGUAUAUUCAUCAGCAUCACUUUAUGUGCAUAUCUAUUCCAUAACAAGUUAAAAACGUGGUCACUCGCGACCGACGAAAGCGCAUUUUCCCCGCACAGAAUCAGUAAUUGCUCGGGAAGGAAGUGACUAAUCCAAAAAGUCUUUUGUCGUUCUGGUCUCGAGGCUGUGCUACAUCAUAUAAGAAACAAACCACAACGAAAAAGCCUAAAGUGGAGGACUAGUAAUGGUAAAGACGGACAAAGUGCUGACAAUAGCGUUCGUUUUCCUUUUGGAAAAUGCGCUAAAAAGCGGCGAAUGUAAGUGACAAGAUUGUCAUUGAUGUUUUUCCAAAACACACAGCCACCCUGCGGUCUUUGGUUAAUUUAAUCUCUAUAGUCUAUACAAUAUGGGAACUUUAUGGACAUUGAGGUAACUCAAUAAGGUUAUAAAAGGUUUACCUACUUUUGCUUUGUCACCGAACAGCGAUGGGACAGAAAAAGGUGGCUGGUGUUCUGGUCACAAUAAAUGUGAGCUUUCAACAUUUUCAGUUUUCUAAGAUCGAUUAAGUGAUUUCUCACAUCCCAAGGAGGCCCUUUAGUAGCGGCGCCCACGUUCGACAGGGUUAAUUUGGGAUAAUGAAGGUAGCAGAAAUCGUAUACGAGUCUAAAGAUAGGAGGGUAAUGUUCAACCUAUAUAAAAAACAGAGAGCGGUGAUUAACGUAAAGGGUAAGGUCGCAGAGGGGGGUUAGAGAGGGCUGCGCUUUGUCACCGGUAACAUUUAACCUUUACAUAGAGGAAGCCAUAAAUAUAGUAAAGCAGAAUCUAAUUUAGGGGUCAAAGUGCAGGGCGAAACAAUAGGUAUAUACCUACGCUGCGAUAUACGGAUGAUUUUAGCAUAAAGGAAGUGUAGAAACAGGAUUAAUGAUACAGACUACAGCAUGAAAAUUAACUACGAAAAGCAAAAAUAGUGAACUGCGCGAAAAGAGAUGACAGGAAAAAGAUAAAGGUCACACUUUAAAGCAGGGGUACUCAAACUUGAACUGCUGAUGAUCUACCUCAAUGUUGUUAGACUCCGAUCGAUCGACUUUGAGAGGCUGCAAUUAUGUGUGAAUCAGGAUAGCUGUUUACGUAGUUAGUAUAAAAUAAUAUAUAAAUGUGGAAAAUGGCACAGAGAAGAUGGGGUAGAAUGAUAGCGCACGCGCUCAGGCACGAGCGAUUAGUAUAGCUAGCUAUAGAAGUUAGGUGAAAGGGUAAGACAGGUGUAGGACUCCAGAAGCUUAGGUACAUAGACCGAAUAGUUGGGGACGUAGGCAAAGGUAGUACCUAGUUAUGUAGGAAUGAAAUGAUUAGCAUAGGAUAAGAAAGGGUAGAGGACUACGUCCUACCAUUCCUCUGAGUGCGAACCCCGAGAAGAAGAAGAAGGGUGUGAUAAAAGAUUACCACCACCAAAGAAAAGCUAAAACGCAGUGUUGAGCGGAAAAAUUGAUAUCAAUGAUGUUUUGGGAUUGUGGGGGAUUCUAUUGAAGAGUAUAUGAAAAAGCGCAUUAUAAUUAACGGAGAUUUUUAUAAAGCGUCUACUAAAACCUGAAAGCUACAAAGAAAAGACUUUAAAAUAUAUGGCCUAUAAGACCGUACUGGUACGCCACAAGGUACAGGGUGCACAACGCUCAAAAACAUCGAUGAAUGUCACGUCCCGGAAUUAAGAUCUCUCUUUCGUCCGAAUUUAACAUCUUGUGACUACUAUUUUUCCCUAAAUUCAAAAAAACACUUGCAUUGCUGUUAGUGACCAUUUUGAUGAGUUACCAAAUGAAUUGUUUUGAAAGUAUCUGUGUAUUUCAGAAAGGGCGAAAUAAGUGUGUUGAGGUUGAGGAUACAUAUGUGCCUUAAAUUUCUUUUGCUUCAUAUCUAGGUAGAUUACAUGAAAAUGUCCCCUCGUAACUGCACCAAGGAGAGCGGCUCUGAAUUAAUCGAAAACAUCCCCAACAUGCUUUCAUGUCCCAGGUCCAAUCAAUUUAUUAUAAUUUGCAUUUCCAUUUGGCCGGCAACUUCAACUAGUGCAGUGUAAGACAUUUACCUACUAGAUGAAAACAUGCUUAUAGCAGGACGUAUUCUUGUAAUGCACGCAGCAGAUUGUAAUCAUUGUUCACAGUUUAUGUAUCUAAAGAAAACCAUCACUUAUCAUAUUAUACUUUCAGUUACGAAUUUUGACAGAAUUCUCUAGGUAGUGCCGUUGAGUGAAAAGUAAUUUUCACUCAACGGUAGUGCGCAAUGUUGCGGAAAUAGGCAUAAUCAAUCCAUCAAAGCUUCUACACACUUCAUCGAUUACUUUGAUUGUGCCAAUAUUUCAUUGUCGCGUGUGCAGGUAUAAACUACCUACUGUAAGUCGGAAAAUGAGUUGCGCUCUUAAUCCAUCGUCAGACCGCGAUAAAUGAUCUUUGAGGGACUGAGAGCAUCGUUCAAAAAUGAAACGAGUCUAUAGCAUUACAUUUACAUUCGAAUUUUUCAUCACGAAACAGUAUUAGUAGCAUACAUUUGUUAGGAAGUUUGAUAAUAAAGACCCCGCAUAGCUUUUAGGGUCAUUAAAAUUCUAACGAAUUACGGACCCUUGCGAACUUUAAAUGAAGUUUACACGGUGUUUAGUACGAAAACUUGCAUGCUAUAACACUGCGCCUGGCCGAUCAAACAGAAAAAUUAAAUUUCUCCUUCAAAUUUUGUGCGAGCGUCGUUGCUAGGGAAUUCAAAAUUCGUGGGGCGGUUUGUGUAUGGCGCAGGGGUUGCCGCCAAAUCAAUAUACCACGCGCGGCGAAUUUUAUAAUGCUAAUUGCGCAUGUGUGAAGCAUUUUUUUCGUGGAACAAGGGUAUGAAUGGAAUGACAUGCGCCUUUCCAUGGUACAUCGCAGAUAUUUUCAUGACUCUCAUUCAAUUUCCAAUAUUUGUUAGACACGUGCUAUGAGUUAUUUAUACCUACCGCAGUUUGAAAGCACACGUGGAAAAUUUAAAUUUACUUGUCGAAGUGGAUACAUUCAAUUAAAAUGGGCGUCGCGGUUUUUAGAGCGUCUUGGCCCUGGCCUCAUUGUUGACAAGUGAAUUGGGCUGUUAAAUUUAAUAUGUCAACAGCAUUAUGAUGGAUGAAAUUCGUGUCAUGUUUUAUGGAUGCGAUGGUAUGGUGUUGUGAACCUUGAAAGAAGGUGAGAGUGAUCUGUUAAAAAAACUAUGUGGAGCGCCGUGGCGCCAUGCGAUGUGGAGAGUCCGGCACCAUCAGCUCGUUCAAAGCACAGCGCUACCCUUGUUGGCCAACAUUUAUACUUGCUAGGUGGACGAAAUGGCAACUUGCCGCUGAAAGAUUUUUGGAAAUACAAUUUAGUGACUGGGAAAUGGCAGCAGCUAAAACCGUCAGGUGAUAAGUUACCUUGUCUGCAGGAACACUCCGCCGUAGUGCACAAGGAUAAUAUUUACGUUUUUGGGGGAGAGGUUGGAUUUUCGGCGGGAUCCGAGACCCCUCUUUGGAUGUAUGACAUAAAAAAUAACAACUGGAAAAAAAUAAGGACGCACAAGGGAGCGGUUACACCUAAGGGCAGAAGAGGACAUUCAGCUUUGGUUCACAAAGGAACAAUGUUAAUUUACGGCGGCUAUCAAGAUCUGAGAGGUUCGUGCAGCGAGCUUUGGGGAUAUCACUUUGAUUCCGGAUCGUGGCAUCUGAUCUCGUCGACAACAAAAUCAAAUCCCGAUCUAUGCCCGCCGCCACGUCACAAGCAUUCGGCGAUACUUCACGAGGAUGCGAUGUGGGUAUACGGAGGAAUGACCGAUUUGCAAGAGCGUUCCGAUUUAUGGAAGUGGGAUACGGUUUCGAGUACGUGGACGAAUUUUAAAGCUAAACAGCAUCCGGGACCUCUUCAUAGUCACGCUGCCUGCCAUUUACCGUCAUCCAUGAUUAUUUUUGGGGGAGAAAGAGAAGGCCACUCGACUAAUGAUUUAUGGAGGUUUAGUUUCACUACCGAGAUGUGGGAGAAAAUCGUAGUCAACGGCGUCAAGCCUCAACCACGGGCGGAGACGGUAGCGCUAACAGUUUCGCAACUGCUCUUGAAAGAGACCUUAUUUCAAUCGCUAGAAGCAGGUGCAGCAAGAACGAGGGCGCGCACUUGCAAUUCCGCCGAUAGGGGAGGCAGGCAUUCAUCUUACCUUCCGACUAACCGCGUAUCUCCCUUCGAAAAAACCUACGUAUUUAAGGCUUCCACGAAUAAUUACAUUGAUGGAAGCGAAACUCCAGCCCAACAGCAGUGCGAAAAUGGAAAUGGAAAUAAUAAAGGUGGAUUUUUGCAGGAAAUAUCAAAGCUCUCCAAUUUAAAUAUCUCUCGCUUGAAUAAUAAAUGCAGCUACACCGUUUUAGCUGGAUGCACUACGGAUAGCACGGAAAGCCUUUUAAGACAAUAUGCUUCUCCUCAAGGGAUCGAUAACGAUUUAGUAGAUAAUGAAAUUGCGACACCGACAAGGGGGACUUUAGUUAAAUCAAAAUCAGCAUACGUAAUCAAAAGGAGGGACAUGCGAGAUGUUUCACCAAUUGCAGAUAGUGAGAAAACAAAAGAUGUUUCACAAAAAAAUCAGCGACACGUCGAGUUUGUGGACGGCAUCAAAAAGAUUCCCAGAGAACCAAUUUCGGUACCAAAUUUUAGUGUGAUAACCUUACCUACCCCAGUUUUAACACCAGUAGAAGCAGCUCGAUUGGUGUUUCUAGAUUCUGACGAGGAAACUGACGCCGAUGAUAUUUUUAUACCCCCCGCCAUUAAUAACAUAACUCAAGUCAAGACUAAUAACUCCAAAGAUUUUACUAUUUAUUCCAACUUUAAAGUAGUAAAACGUGGCGAUAGCUACAACUCGCAUAUAGGCUACGCGGAUAAUCCUUUAUACCAACAUAUUGUUGGCUGCAACACCUUUCAGGACACAUCAGAAGUUGCCGAAGCAUCAAAUGAGAAUAUUUCGUCGACUUCAGACUAUGCCAGUAUAGAGACUGUGAACAGGUUGUCGUCUGCCAGUAGUUACAGUGCAAAGGUGACACCUCAGGAGGAGUUCUACGUGCCCAAAAAUGGAGAAGGACCCUUUGGUUUUUGCAACCCAAAUUAUUUAGGGCCCGACAUUAACGCUCUAAUUGCGGAGGAUUGCAUGCGAAAAAAAAACUUCUCCAAACUUUUAAACACGCCCGACAGCGUCUUGGACGACAGUGGUAACGGCGGGAAAAACAUAAACGACUGCGUGGAGUUGCAAAGUUAUGGAACUAUUGACAGGAACACAAAAGUUCGCUACUCCAAUUCCACUCGUAAUGCACCACCAACAAGUUUAGUUUUGGAUAGAAGCAGUAACCGAACAAAGCAGAUGAAAUAUAGAGCAAGUAGUGCCAGUCGUGCAGAAAAGAACUGUAACAAAACAGAACCAACGCAUUACGAAGAUCCUGGCCCAAUAAACGAUUACGUUCCUCUAUAUGUAUUUGUAAUUGGUGGCAAGGAACAGGGACAGGUAACCGUAUUUAAAAGGCCAUUAUCGAUCUGGCGAUUGAAAUUGUUUUAAACAAUUAUGUUUAACGAGCUGAAAUCCGUCUAAAAGAAAUCAAUAACAAAAUUGUGCCAAAGAAAAUUUUAUUAAGAUAACUUUGUAUUGUAGUAUUUCCGGUUUAGUACCCCAUUAGUGUUUUCCGUACCAUUGUAGGUAGUUUUAAAAGUGGCUGUAAUAAAACAAAAUCACGCAAUCAUCGCAAAAUCAAAAAAAACGCCAUAAUUUGUCUAGGGUAGCGAUAUACAAAAUUUAUUUAAAUAUAAGAAAUGUUGCCUUAGAAGUACUGACCCAAAUUCAUUUCUUCUAAACUUGAUGGGAACAUGAUCAUUUAACCAAGCUGAUGCAUCUCAUAUAUUAAAUUGUUCACAUAGUGGCCUUUGAUCGCAGUGUAUUUUAGGGUUGCUAUUGUUUAUUCAGUACUUAAAAGUGCAACAACUUUAUUUAUUGACCAAAUUCUUACUUCCACGGGGUCUUCAAAUGAAUUUAUGGCAAUAAGUUAAAUUUUUCGAACUUAUUUGCUGCGUUCCUGGAAAAAACUCUUAGUCAUUAAAUUUAAAGCAAAAUCACGUGACUACUGUACAAGGUGGUCCAAAUUGAACUUUUUCUUAUGGCAAAUCCCUUAUUUUACGGAAAUAUUUUAGGAAAAAAUGUACCUAGGUGCCUGGAACCUAAUCUAAAAGAAAAAAUCACUGUUCAAAUAGAAUUUAGCUAUCACUAAUCAUUUGCCCUUUACCUAGAGGGCGUUUCUGGAAUUUAGCCGAUUUCCUUAAUGCUCCAUAUAUAUCAUACUUAUUAUUAAAGAUAAUUGAUUUUGGCAAAAUCUUUCUUUGAGCACUUUUUUAUGUAGAAUCCAUUGCGAUACACAGUUUUUAUAGAAGGUGCCUGGUUUUUCUUAUACGAUCCUAAACUAUAUUUUUUCAUCUGGACCACCCUAUAUAUUUUGGAGUUUUUGGAAAGAGCGUAAAAUUUCCUAAAUUUUAAUGUAUCACUUAUUACAUUUAUAUUAAAUAUUAUUUGCAAUAUUGUAUUUUAUACAUUAACAUGUUUUUAUUGUAGGCGUCUAGGUUUCCAUGGCGAACAAAAGAUGGCGGGAUUGUUUGAAACAGCAAUUCCUUGGUUACCUGUAUUAUUUAUUUAUAUAUUACAUGACUUAUUUGUUUCAUUCAGAUGUGUUUUCACGUUCUUUGUUUGCAAUAAAAACAUUUUAAUGUAUAAAAUGCAAUAUUGCAAAUAAUAUUUAAUAUAAUUUUGUAUAAUUUUACGCUCUUUCAAAAACCCCAAAAUAUAUAUAGGGUGCUCCAUAUGAAAAACUGUAGUUUAGAGUCAUAUAAACCAAACACUCUGUAUAAAAACUUACUGGUAUCGCAAUGGAUUAAACCGACUAAAUUCCAGAAACGCCCUCUGUCGGCCAAACGAUUAGUAAUAGAGCUCAAUUCAGUUUGCGCCAGUAAUUUUCUGUUUAAAAUUGGGACCUUGGUCUAUUUCUUUCUUGUAUCUUAAAAUAAAAGAGUGUUUCCUUUCCAUAAGAAAGUUCGUCCAAUUUGGACCACCCUGUACAUUACAAUGCACGUUAUAUUUAUAUUUAUGAUAUUUUUGUGUUUUAAGAGUUUCGGACCUAUUUCAUAAUCCUGUGUGGAUAAACAAGUAUUAAUGUUAAACGACGAAAGCUUGCUUAAACCUGCUUUUUCAGUUAGGGGAUUACUUUGAACCGCCUUAAUCCUGUAGUAACUAAUCAAAAAUGUUUAAUUUUCUUUGGUCUGUGCAUUUAAUAUGAUAUGUAGACGAUCCAUAAUAUUUACUUAUCUUGCAAUACGCAACUAUUUAUUUUAAUAGGAUCUACCACGUACAGACUGCGUUUUUAUUAAAUUAUUGAAUUUCCCCUACCUACUAGAAAAAUGGAAUGUGCUGGGUUUUGUGAUAUCAAUUUAUCUGGAAUAACUUUAUAUAGGCAUAAUGGUAGAGUACAAGAAAAACAAGAAAUAAUUAGGUUUGUUAAAUGCUUCAAAGCAUUUACUUGCAAUUUGAGUCCUUACUUUGUUAAAAUAUCUUCCAUGGCUAGUAUUAAGUUGUAAGGGCGCGUGUGAAGGUUAGUGAUAAAUUAGUCCGUUAAAAUGUACCUAUAGGUAAAUAGUGCAAUUGGAAAAUCCAAGUGAAAGGGAAUGAAAAUAUAUUUAUAAAGAAGGUAGAUUUUGUAAACUUUUUAUUCGGCUUUAUAGCUACGUAGUGCUGCCAUAUUACGUUUUUUUUUAAAAACCAAGCUGAUGUCUUCACACAUUUAUUAUUAUCACACUAUCACUAGCGUCUCUCAAGAAACAAAACAUUUUGCCAUUAAAUGUCAAAAAUGAACAUUUAGUUAAAGCUGUCUUGUGAAGUUCAUUACGUACCUAUUCAAUGUAAUGUUCACUUACU